AUGUCUUUCCAUUCUCUGUUUCUGGGCGCAUUGCGCACCAGAGCACCGACGUUCCGACCACCAACUCAUUCUCUCCUGCAACGCUCACUCUUCACUUCCGCACCAAUUUUGUUCAGUCUUCAUACCCAUCCUCUUCCACGUAGACCAUUGUUGCUCCCGCACUCUAGAGCAUUAUCAUUAUCCUCCAUCUUCUCACGCAAACCUCCCGUUCCUACACCACCUCCAAGUGUUGUAGCCAAUGUCGCUGCAAUCGAGGCGGAAGCGAAUGCAAAUCCCACAGACCCUCAGAAGCAGAUUUCUCUGUUUCAGGCUCUUGUAGGAACGAAGAUAAAGCCAGGGUAUGACGUGGUCAUCGCGAGAUGGGAACACAUGUGUGACUUCGAUCCCUCAAAUCCUCUUCUGCGCUCUGAUAUUGCUUUCCAAUUGUAUCUCACGGCUCUAGUCGAGAAUGGUCUGUCAUCGUCUGUCGAUGCUGCCGUCCAGAAACGCGAUUCCCUGCUCGGUGUUCACGCAGCUGCCUCUACCUCAACAUCUUCUUCGGCUUCAUCUAGUUCACUGGCUACUUCCUCGGACUCUGUCGGUUCUUCGGAUGCCGCAACUUCACCUGCUGCAACGGACUCUGCUGUCUCUUCCGAUUCUGUGUCAUCCCAGCAACCCGCGCAGCGUGCCCCGACUCCGACGUCCAGUCAGUUGUUAGCUCAAGCAGUUCUGACGCGACAAGCCGCACUGUCUGUUGGUGGUUCAGCGGCGAACAAGGCCGGCAUGGCUAAUUUUGCAACGGCGCUGAAUGGCGGACUCGGAGUUCCUGACAAUCCCGUUGUGGUCACAAUCAAUGAACCGAAAGGCUCCUGGGUGCCACGCAUGAUCCGGUUCUUGGUCCUCACAGCGGUAACAAGUUUCUUCCUUCUCGUCAUGCUCGCCGUCCUCCUUGAGAACUCCGGCCUGAUGAAAGCUGGCCCUCAUCAAAGCGAAUUCGAACCUGUGCAGGGCAAGACGUACAAGUUUAACGACGUACACGGUGUCGACGAAGCGAAGGAUGAACUGCAAGAGGUAGUCGAGUUCCUGAAGGAUCCCACGUCCUUUGCGGCGCUUGGCGGGAAAUUACCUAAGGGUAUCCUCCUGACUGGACCGCCAGGAACUGGAAAAACGAUGCUUGCGCGGUCCGUGGCAGGGGAAGCUGGCGUGCCAUUCUUCUUUGCUUCUGGUUCCGAGUUUGAUGAGAUGUUCGUCGGUGUCGGUGCAAAGCGUGUUCGUGAUCUCUUUGCAGCUGCGCGGAAGAGACAGCCCGCCAUCAUUUUCAUAGACGAGAUUGACGCGAUCGGCGGGAAGCGCUCCAACCGUGACACGCAAUAUAUGAAGCAGACGCUGAACCAGCUGUUGGUCGAGAUGGAUGGGUUCCUGCAGACUGAAGGAGUCAUCGUUAUUGCGGCAACGAACUUCCCUGACAGUCUCGAUCCUGCCCUUGUGCGACCUGGUCGGUUUGAUAGACAUAUUGCUGUCCCCUUGCCGGAUGUCCGCGGCCGAGUUCAGAUUUUGAAACACCACAUGAAAGAUGUCGUGGUAGCCCCCAAUGUCGAUGCAACGAUCCUCGCACGGGGUACCGCAGGCUUCUCGGGAGCGGACCUGCAGAAUAUGGUGAAUCAAGCAGCCGUUCAAGCAUCGAAGCAAGGAGCCAAGGCGGUGGACCUCUCUCAUUUCGAAUGGGCUAAGGACCGGAUUAUCCUGGGUUCCGAGCGAAAGAGCACAUAUAUCAGCGAAGAGGUCAAGAAAAUGACUGCUUACCAUGAGGGUGGUCAUGCUCUUGUGGCUUUGUACACAGACGGUGCGAUGCCCUUGCACAAAGUGACAUGUGUACCUCGCGGGCAUGCUCUCGGUAUUACAAGUCAACUGCCUCAAGAUGAUCAGUACUCGGUAUCAUUGAAAGAAUACCUCGCGCGCAUCGAUGUCUGCAUGGGUGGACGCGUCGCUGAAGAACUCAUCUAUGGCCCCUCCAACGUCACAAGUGGUGCAUCAUCAGACUUGAUGCAGGCUACUCGCACUGCUCAAGCGAUGGUCAAGAAUUGGGGAUUUUCUGAUAAAGUCGGACCCGUCUACUACACUGAAAAUGAGACGAUUAGUACGACAACGCGUGACAAGAUAGAUUCCGAAGUGCGAAAGCUACUGAUAGCGGGCGAGUCACGAGUGACCGAUCUUCUCAAGGGGAAGGAGCAAGAACUGCAUAGGCUGGCCUCCGCCCUCGUCGAACACGAGACGCUGGAUGCCGACGAAGUGAGGAAGGUGAUCAAGGGCGAGCCAAUACGCAACAUCGCCGAAGUUCUACAGGACGACGUCUCACUAAUGUCCGAGACGGUCGGGCAGAAGUCAUAG
Messenger RNA from Sparassis crispa, 2367 nucleotides. Its product is annotated as Mitochondrial inner membrane i-AAA protease supercomplex subunit YME1. The coding region runs from base 1 to 2367 and encodes 788 amino acids. The transcript has 17 exons. Gene Ontology annotation, cellular component: mitochondrial inner membrane. Gene Ontology annotation, biological process: protein quality control for misfolded or incompletely synthesized proteins; mitochondrion organization. The record is from RefSeq and is a predicted model, not a curated record. Gene Ontology annotation, molecular function: ATP-dependent peptidase activity; ATP binding; ATP hydrolysis activity. NCBI's taxonomy places the organism in Eukaryota, Fungi, Basidiomycota, Agaricomycetes, Polyporales, Sparassidaceae.